Huiozyma naganishii CBS 8797 is the source of this 1347-nucleotide messenger RNA. RefSeq names its product oxysterol-binding protein OSH6 (gene OSH6). Gene Ontology annotation, cellular component: membrane; cytosol; intracellular membrane-bounded organelle. Bases 1 to 1347 code for a protein of 448 amino acids. The transcript has a single exon. The record is from RefSeq and is a predicted model, not a curated record. Gene Ontology annotation, molecular function: sterol binding. NCBI's taxonomy places the organism in Eukaryota, Fungi, Ascomycota, Saccharomycetes, Saccharomycetales, Saccharomycetaceae.
AUGUCCGCACAGAAACUAGCUUCUGGUGUAGCGGGCAAGAUGUCCUCCUACAAUCCAACUUCCGCGGAAUCCAAAACGUCCAUCCAUAGUAAAGUUCCAGAGGAGGAUAUGGAGGCCGCAAACACUGAUGAUAUUGACGAAAACGAUGAGUCCGGCCAGAAUAUCCUUCUGAACAUCAUUUCGCAGUUGAGACCCGGCUCAGAUUUAUCAAGAAUCACGCUACCCACUUUCAUUCUGGAAAAGAAGUCGAUGCUGGAGAGAGUCACUAACCAGUUGCAGUUCCCGUCAAUUCUGCUGGAUGCACAUGCGGAGAAGGACCAGCUGCAACGGUUCAUGAAAGUCAUUAAAUGGUACAUGGCAGGCUGGCAUAUCGCGCCAAAGGCCGUGAAGAAACCUUUGAACCCAAUUUUGGGAGAAUACUUCACCGCAUAUUGGGAUCUGCCAAACAAGCAGCAGGCUUUCUACAUCGCUGAGCAGACAAGUCAUCACCCUCCGGAAUCCGCUUAUUUCUACAUGAUUCCAGAGUCGAACAUUAGGGUUGAUGGUGUCGUGAUACCAAAGUCCAAGUUCUUGGGUAAUUCUUCCGCAGCCAUGAUGGAGGGGAAGACCGUGCUGACGUUCUUGGAUAUCAUUGAUCUAAAGACAAACAAGCCAGAAAAGUACACUCUGACGCAGCCAAAUAUGUAUGCAAGGGGUAUCCUGUUUGGCAAGAUGAGGUUUGAGCUGGGAGACCACAUGAUUAUCAAAAGUUCGCAUUACGAGGCGGACAUUGACUUCAAAACAAAAGGUUUCAUCUCAGGGACCUACGAUGCUAUUCACGGCACGGUCAAGGAUGACAAGGGCAACGAAUGCUACGAUAUUACCGGUAAAUGGAACGACGUGAUGUACUAUAAGGACUUGCGUUCAAAAUCUGCAAAGAAGGAGGUUCUGUUCGACACUCAUAACGACCACCCCUUAAGGCCAAAGGUUCGGCCUUUGUCCGAACAAGGCCAAUACGAGUCCCGGAAGUUGUGGAAGAAAGUCACAGAUGCGCUUGCCGUUCGUGACCACAAAGUCGCUACGGAUGAGAAGUUUCAAAUCGAGGAUUCUCAGAGACAACUGGCGAAGAAAAGGGUGGAGGACGGCGUUGAGUGGUACCCGAAACUGUUCAGGAAAGUUGGACCAGGCCAUGACCUCGACUAUUAUAUAUAUAAGCAUGUGCCAACAGGGAAUAACUACGAGGACCAGAUUAGGAGCAUCCUGGAGAUCGCGCCAAUUAUACCUGGUCAGCAAUUCACAGAGAAAUUUGCUAUCCCUGCCUAUGAAAAACACGAAAUCCAACAGAAAGAAUUGUCAGGUGCAAACUAA